UAACAUGGAUGACCUCGAGGAAGAGAAUUUCUCUCUGUCAGUGUCAUCCCCCAAGGAUGCUGAAUUUGAUCGGGUGGUGGGGCAUUUGGAAGAUAUCAUAAUGGAUGACGAGUUUCAGGUGCUACAGCGAAAUUUUAUGGAGAAGUAUUAUCAAGAGUUUGAAGACACAGAAGAAAAUAAGCUAACAUACACCCCAAUCUUUAACGAAUAUAUUUGCUUAUUGGAGACAUUUAUUGAAGAGCAAUUACUGAAGCGGAUUCCAACUUUCAAUAUGAGUGCAUUCAUCUCUUCCUUACAAUCUCAUCAACAGGAAAUGGCUGGAGACAUAUUUGAUAUAUUACUCACUUUCACCGACUUUCUGGCAUUCAAAGAAAUGUUUCUUGAUUACAAAGCUGAAAAGGAAGGCCGGGGUCUUGAUUUAAGCAGCGGCUUAGUGGUGACACCUUUAUUCCAUUCGUCAUUAUCUUCUUCAUAGAGACAAUCGCAACUAGCAGUCUGUUUGUUCCUAUUUUGUAUCAUUCUUCUACUCUCGUUCCUUGGCCUUUUCAGUGUAUGCUUUGCCUCUUGUCAGAGUGGACUUCUCACUUUACAGCAAACCUGUGCUCAGAAAAAUAUGGAGGCAGCC
Nanorana parkeri is the source of this 625-nucleotide messenger RNA. It is a transcript of the gene ARL2BP, whose product is annotated as ADP ribosylation factor like GTPase 2 binding protein. The coding region runs from base 5 to 475 and encodes 156 amino acids. The record is from RefSeq and is a predicted model, not a curated record. Gene Ontology annotation, biological process: positive regulation of tyrosine phosphorylation of STAT protein; maintenance of protein location in nucleus. NCBI's taxonomy places the organism in Eukaryota, Metazoa, Chordata, Amphibia, Anura, Dicroglossidae. Gene Ontology annotation, cellular component: mitochondrial intermembrane space. The transcript is spliced from 6 exons.